AUGCCUGCAGCGUCUCAACAAUCAGACGUAAUCGAAUUCCACAUCCCCGAGCUCGGGCUCUCGUUUCGAGCAAAGUUGCUCGUCGACGAAAGUCCCGAUGUUGUUCCAAGUCUCCAGGCCCAACUGCCGCUCGAGAGCGUCCUGGGCCACGUUGUCAUUGCCGGCGAGACGUUUUGGACGCCGACCAAGAUGGUGCACCUUGGUCGAAACAACAUGGUCCAGCGGCAUCAGGGCGCCGUCUACCUCAACGCGCCGGGCCAGUCCAUCUGUGUCACCUACGGGAAGAUCACGGAGAGCGCCAAGAUCAACAAGUUCGCCGAGGUGUUCCAGGAGGAUCUGCAGGUGUUGGAGCAGAUCGGAAAACUCGUCUACGAGCACACCGUUGCGCUGCCGCGUCACAAGAUUCUGAAACUCGUCAUCUCGAGCAAGCAGUCGCCCGCGAGUCUCCUCCCUCCUCGCCGCGUGACGUCGGAGGCUGCCGCCGAAUCUACAGGUGGCUACCGCCAAGUAAAGACACUCAUCGAAGAGGAGAUUGAUCGCAUAUGGCUAGACGAGCCGGCCGAGUUCCAGAAAGUCCGAUGGGGCGUGAUUGACAGCGGCGCGGGCACCGGAGAGCAAUACUUUACAGUCAUGGUACAUCUUGAAGCAUACCUGAUGGUGGUUGGUGGCGACGUCAUGUACCGUUUCCUGAAGCUUGCCGAGUAUCAUGACAUUGAGCUGCCCGCGCUCAAUCGCUUGACGAGGGAAUUCUUGGUCGGCAACUUUGACAUGUUCGAAUUCAUGGCGGACCUGGGGCUGCCCAGCAUGCACAAGAUUGGUCAGGAGUACUCGGAUGCGCUGAGUACGCUCAAGACAAAGGAAGAAUACGUCGAGCUUACUGGCGCCAUGCAAACCUACAUGAACCGCAUGCACCGUUGGUCGUACUUCAUCUUUCCGUGGCACCUGGGUGUUGCGUUCCCGCACCGCAAGCCUGACGAGGUCCUUUCGUUUUCCAAGAUUGUCGACCGCAAGUCCUCGUAG
Molecule: messenger RNA, 1020 nt
Organism: Metarhizium album ARSEF 1941
Lineage: Eukaryota; Fungi; Ascomycota; Sordariomycetes; Hypocreales; Clavicipitaceae
Product: Cyclophilin-like protein
Exons: 1
Coding region: 1-1020 (339 amino acids)
Source: RefSeq, a predicted model, not a curated record